Messenger RNA from Anthostomella pinea, 1206 nucleotides. The record is from the annotation of a GenBank genome assembly. NCBI's taxonomy places the organism in Eukaryota, Fungi, Ascomycota, Sordariomycetes, Xylariales, Xylariaceae.
AUGGCUUACAACGAUGAUGCCGUGCUGGCCAAGCUUUCAGCACUGUCCGAGGCCCAAGACAGCAUCGUCACCGUAGCCCAAUGGAUCAUGUUCCACAGGCGCCAUGCAGACCGCACCGUUCAGCUGUGGCUUCAGCGGUUGAAGGAAUGCUCUAGUCACAAACGCCUGAAUCUCAUCUACGUUGCCAACGAAGUCACUCAGCAAUCAAAGGCCCGUCGCAAGGAGGAUUUCCUUGUCGCUUUCUCACCAUCCAUUGCUGAGGCGAUAGCAACGGCUUACAAGGGUGCCCCCCACGAUGUACAGCAAAGGAUCCGGAGAGUUGUCGAUGUCUGGAGAGAACGUAACGUUUUCGAGGAACCCAUCCAGGCCGCCGUCGAGACCCGCAUCGCUGACCUCGACAAAGCUCGUGGCACUUCGAAGGGGGGACUCGGUGUUUCCAUCUUCGGCUCCGCUUCCCUUCCUGCAGAACUGGCGCCUCUCGUCACGCCCCAGCAGAACAUUACAAAGCUACUCCUGAACACCAAGACCGCAGUCAACACCGCCAGCCAGGACUACGAGAAACUGAUGGGUCCAGCUAGUGCGGUGCCUUCCGCCCCCGUCUACGCCGCCCGCCUAAGCGGACUCCUAAAGACUCUCGCCCAGGCCGAGGGAGCUGUGGAGCAGGGUGUGAAGGCUCGCAGGGAGCUUGUCAGCGAACUUCAGAAGAUCUUGGAUACGAACAGGGCCGCAUUGAUAUCUGACGAGGACCAGCUGGAGACGCUUGUGCAGAGGAAGUUGAAGGUCGAGGACAAGAAGAACGAGGUCGAGAGGGCUAUCAUGGCUGGUCUACCUGACGAUGAGCCUUACGUGCCUGGCAACGGACACGAUCAUCACCCAGCUCCUGAACCCGACAGACCCGAAGUUGAGGAACUCACACCGCCGCCGAUGGAGCCUGAGGUCGCCCAAGAGCCCAACCCGACCACCCAGCUUGAUGGUCAACUGCCACCCACCAUCCUUCAGGGAUCUAUAUUUGAUGCGCAACCCGCCGCACCAGGUAUUGAGAUGCUCUCCGACCUAGCCUCGCAGUACAAAUCGGUCCCAACGUCGGCCAAUGGUUCUAAGAAGCGCCGUCUGGAUGACGGCAAUGAUUUUCCAGAUUUAGGAGGCGACAACGGCAUUGAUGCAGACGUGGAAGAGAUGCUUCGCAAAGAUGACGGUGGUUCAUAG